Penaeus chinensis is the source of this 360-nucleotide messenger RNA. RefSeq lists its product as uncharacterized. The transcript is spliced from 3 exons. Bases 1 to 360 code for a protein of 119 amino acids. Gene Ontology annotation, cellular component: extracellular matrix. The record is from RefSeq and is a predicted model, not a curated record. NCBI's taxonomy places the organism in Eukaryota, Metazoa, Arthropoda, Malacostraca, Decapoda, Penaeidae.
AUGCGUGUUGACAUAUUUGUAAGAAAUUUAACAGAUGUGCAAGGGUUUCUUCGCCAUUCAACCCCGCCCAGGUCUGCAUCCUUCUGGGUCUGGCAGCCAUUGCUGUUGCAGACAGUUUUGAAUCCUAUGAAUACAGGCCACCACAGACGUUCCUCUGAGGAAUCCUACGAAUCCGGAGAAGCCAAGUACGAUUUCCAAUGGGCUGUCGAUCACGACGACUCAGGCAACAACUACGGACACCAGGAGGCCCGUGACGGUGAAGACACUCAAGGAUCCUACUACAUGCUGCUCCCCGACGGCCGCCUCCAGACCGUGAGAUACGUCGUGGACGGUGAUGACGGCUACGUGGCCGAUGGCUGA